Messenger RNA from Lagopus muta (rock ptarmigan), 6917 nucleotides. RefSeq names its product glutamate metabotropic receptor 7 (gene GRM7). NCBI's taxonomy places the organism in Eukaryota, Metazoa, Chordata, Aves, Galliformes, Phasianidae. Bases 36 to 2846 code for a protein of 936 amino acids. Gene Ontology annotation, molecular function: group III metabotropic glutamate receptor activity. Gene Ontology annotation, cellular component: membrane. Gene Ontology annotation, biological process: G protein-coupled glutamate receptor signaling pathway; regulation of synaptic transmission, glutamatergic. The transcript has 11 exons. The record is from RefSeq and is a predicted model, not a curated record.
CCGCCCCGAGCCCCGCGUGGCGCCCCGGCGGGCGGAUGAAGGCGCAGGGGGGCGCGGGGCAGCGCCCGGGGACGACCGGCAGCACCAUGCUCCGCCUGGGCAGGCUGCUGCGGCUCCUGACACUGGUGAAGUUGCCCUGCUGCCUGCUGGAGUUCCUGCUCUCCGAGGCGGCCCUGGGGCAGGAGAUGUACGCGCCGCACUCCAUCCGGCUGGAGGGGGACAUCACGCUGGGGGGGCUCUUCCCUGUCCACGCCAAAGGUCCCCCGGGCGUGCCCUGCGGGGACAUUAAGAAAGAGAACGGCAUCCACAGGCUGGAAGCGAUGCUCUACGCCCUGGACCAGAUCAACAGCGAUCCGGAGCUGCUGCCCAAUGUCACGCUGGGCGCUCGCAUCCUGGACACCUGCUCCCGAGACACCUACGCGCUGGAGCAGUCGCUCACCUUCGUGCAGGCGCUCAUCCAGAAGGACACCUCCGACGUGAGGUGCACCAACGGGGAGCCGCCCGUCUUCGUCAAGCCGGAGAAAGUAGUUGGAGUGAUCGGGGCGUCGGGAAGUUCCGUGUCUAUUAUGGUGGCCAACAUCCUCCGGCUCUUCCAGAUCCCACAAAUCAGUUAUGCCUCAACUGCACCAGAGUUGAGUGAUGACAGGCGCUAUGAUUUCUUCUCACGUGUGGUUCCUCCAGAUUCCUUCCAAGCACAAGCAAUGGUGGACAUUGUGAAAGCUUUGGGAUGGAAUUAUGUAUCCACUUUGGCAUCUGAAGGGAAUUAUGGAGAAAAAGGAGUCGAGUCCUUCAUGCAAAUUUCCAGAGAGGCAGGUGGGCUCUGCAUCGCUCAGUCCCUGAAAAUCCCACAGGAUCGCAAGGACAAGACCAUUGACUUUGAUAAAAUCAUCAAGCAGCUCUUAGAAACUCCCAAUGCCAGGGCCAUCGUUAUUUUUGCCAACGACGAGGACAUAAAGCAAAUCCUGGCAGCUGCCAAGAGGGCUGACCAAGUGGGGCACUUCCUAUGGGUGGGCUCAGACACGUGGGGCUCCAAGGUGAGCCCAUUGCUACAGCAGGAGGACGUGGCUGAGGGGGCCAUCACCAUCCUGCCCAAGCGAGCGACCAUCGAGGGGUUCGAUGCCUACUUCACCUCCCGCACCCUGGAGAACAACAGGAGGAACGUGUGGUUUGCUGAGUACUGGGAGGAGAACUUCAACUGCAAGCUAACCAUCAGCGGGUCGAAGAAGGAGGAUACAGACCGCAAAUGCACAGGGCAGGAGCGCAUCGGCAAGGACUCCCACUACGAGCAGGAGGGGAAGGUGCAGUUUGUGAUCGAUGCAGUGUACGCCAUGGCACACGCACUGCACCACAUGAGCAAGGAUCUGUGUGCUGACUACGCCGGGGUCUGCCCUGAGAUGGAGCACGCAGGAGGCAAGAAGCUGCUCAAGUACAUCCGCAGCGUUAACUUCAACGGCAGUGCUGGCACUCCAGUGAUGUUUAACAAAAAUGGUGAUGCACCAGGGCGCUACGACAUCUUCCAGUUCCACACCACCAACACCAGCACCCCGGGCUACCGCCUCGUCGGGCAGUGGACAGACGACCUCCAGCUCAACAUCGACGACAUGCAGUGGGGUAGAGGAGUGCGAGAAGUCCCGUCCUCGGUCUGCAGCCUGCCUUGCAAGCCGGGAGAGAGGAAGAAGAUGGUGAAGGGGAUGCCGUGCUGCUGGCACUGCGAGCUGUGCGAUGGGUACCAGUACCAGGCCGACGAGGUCACCUGCCUGCUGUGCUCCUACAACGAGCGGCCCAACGAGAACCGCACCGGCUGCCGCUCCAUCCCCAUCGUCAAGCUGGAGUGGCACUCGCCCUGGGCCGUGAUCCCCGUCUUCUUGGCCAUGCUUGGGAUUAUCGCCACCAUUUUUGUCAUGGCGACCUUCAUUCGCUACAACGAUACCCCCAUCGUCCGGGCCUCGGGGCGGGAGCUCAGCUACGUCCUGCUGACGGGGAUCUUCCUCUGCUACAUCAUCACCUUCCUGAUGAUCGCCAAGCCGAACGUCGCCGUGUGCUCCUUCCGGCGCAUCUUCCUGGGGCUGGGGAUGUGCAUCAGCUACGCAGCCCUGCUGACUAAAACAAACCGCAUCUACCGCAUAUUUGAGCAGGGCAAAAAGUCAGUGACAGCACCCAGGCUUAUCAGCCCCACGUCGCAGCUGGCGAUCACGUCGAGUUUGAUAUCUGUGCAGCUUCUAGGUGUCUUUAUUUGGUUUGCAGUUGACCCACCCAACAUCAUUAUAGAUUAUGAUGAGCAGAAAACUAUGAACCCUGAUCAAGCCAGAGGAGUUCUCAAAUGUGACAUAACGGAUCUACAAAUCAUUUGUUCCUUGGGUUAUAGCAUUCUUCUAAUGGUUACAUGUACUGUGUAUGCCAUCAAGACUCGGGGUGUCCCAGAGAAUUUUAAUGAAGCUAAACCCAUUGGAUUCACUAUGUACACUACCUGUAUAGUAUGGCUUGCCUUCAUUCCAAUAUUUUUUGGCACUGCCCAGUCAGCUGAAAAGCUCUACAUACAAACUACCACACUUACAAUAUCCAUGAACCUAAGUGCUUCAGUGGCCCUGGGGAUGCUUUACAUGCCGAAAGUGUACAUCAUCAUCUUCCACCCCGAGCUCAACGUGCAGAAGCGGAAGCGCAGCUUCAAGGCCGUGGUGACGGCCGCCACCAUGUCGUCCCGGCUCUCACACAAGCCCAGCGACAGGCCCAACGGCGAGGCCAAGACGGAGCUCUGCGAGAACGUGGACCCCAACAACUGCAUACCACCAGUAAGAAAGAGUGUUCAAAAGUCUGUUACUUGGUACACUCUUCCACCUACUGUAUAGCUUUUGCCUGCUUUCCAAAAAGGCCCCGCUGCAAAAAAGAAGUACGUCAGUUAUAACAACCUGGUUAUCUAAGCCCGGCCGCGGGCGCGAGGACGGAGAGGACUUCCAUGCGCUGCGGCACGGGCCUCCAGCCGGCCCCGCCGCCAGCUGCUGCCCACGGCCGCUCCGUGAGCCCGGCGUGCGCUGCGCGGUGAGCUGCGGCGUGGGGCUGCAGCCCGGCCCUGCUCCGCCGCGGAGCUGCCGAGCCCACGGCACGGAGGAGCGCUCCCCGGCACUGCGAGGACUCACGGGGGCUGUUCUGUCUUUCUAUGUACUUCCAGACUGCGAGUUUUUGAACUUUCUGUACAGUUUGUGAGGAUUUUUGCAUACCGCCAUCCAUGUUGUUUCUGGGUCACUGUUUUUGUUUUGGUUUUGUUUUGGUUUUUUUUUGAAUGCACAGUUUCAUUGAGGCCCAAUUCUCUGAGACCUAGCGCGUCAAAACGAACAAAACCUAAGGAUCCGAAAGACCUGUGUACAUGACCUGUAUGGUUGCUAUUGUAUCGCCGCGAUCCAUGUAUUUUUUUUAACGAAACAAAAAAGAAUUUAAAGACCAAAAACUGUGCUGGCCAGGUGAGCCCCCCACGUCGAUGGCUGCGGAGGAUGCAGAUGGGAGUUUUGCUGAGUUUUAGUACAGGUCUUGAUAUUUGGAAUGCAUGCCAGUAAUGUAUUUUAUGGUACAUGUUAAUAAUUUAUGUUUGAUAUUCGUAUUUGUGUUCUAUUUUGUUAUUUUAUUUAAGGUAUCUGACUAUUUUGCAAUAAUUUCAAUAAUUCUUAUGGUAUUUGGAAGGAAGAUUAUGGCUUUUACAUGUCUUGAGGUUUUUCUUUGUUGAUGCCCCACCAUGACUGACCAGUGUGGUAAGGACUUACAAAGCAUGUAUGUUUUAUACUGUUUGUAAUAAGUAAUUUCGUUAAUCUUGCUGCUUAUGUGCCAAUUUAGUGGAACCAAUCUUUGCCGCGACCUCCUCCCUUCCUUUCCAUUCUCUCGAUCUUGUGAUAUUAUCCAAGAAUGUAUCAAUAAAGGGUUUUGGUUAACUUUUUUUUAUUUACUCCAAUAAAUAUAUUUUUUCAGUUGCUCCCUCCCCCUUCCCCCCUUGUGACUACACUUUAUUUCGUGACGUUGCUGGAGAUCCCAACCCCUUGGGGCUCUGAGGGGCCACCAGCACAACCCCAUCGCAUCAGCCAUGGGUGUGGGAGAAGAGUGGGAGGAGGCUGGGGAGGGAAAGAAGGAAAAGGCGAAUCGCAGUGCAAAGUGCUGGAACCUAGACUGAGGGCUGGAGCUGACGCUCAGCCGCACAGAGAGCCCACCUCACCUCUCUAUGUUUCGCAGCUCAAGUGCUCCCUUCAGCUUUUGAGUCUUCUUGGUGACGUUCAAGGAUAUUCUUUCCAACAGACACUGAAAUGCAGUUAAAUCAACAAGUAAUCAAAGUCAAUCUAGUGGGCAAUUGUUGAGAGAGCUGGGGGGAAAGGAAAAGCUCUGCGACAAGAGGUGAGAGGAAGCUCUUUCAGACUGCAGCACAGCACCUGCAGAAGCUGCUUUGGGUGACAUCUGACGAUUGCUUUGCAGAGCAUUUAGCCUCCCAUUUUCUCUAGACAACUUGAUCAAUUAUACUGAUGAAGUUAAUCAGCAUCAAAAGAGACUCUGACAGCUGUGGGACAGCCCCAGUGCAUGGCGAUGAAGACCUCAGUGGCAGAGCUGGACUGACUGCAGGGCAGCCCUGGGGCCUGGGGGUGCUGCUCAGCCUUCCAUGGCUGUGCUAAUAUUCACAGAUACAGCCAUUAAUUGCAGCAGACAAAAGAUGACAUCCAAGUAAAGGCUUUGUUAGCAAGAAAUGAAUAAUCAGCCCAACAAAUAACGAAAACAGAGUGGUUCUGCAGUGUUAUCUGUUUUCUCUGCACAGAGCAUAAACACAAGGGCAGAGCCAGCAUCAGGCUGCAGUAAGUGUGCAGCCACCAAACUCUAAGACUCCUAGUAAGACCCUUAAUUUUUUUUUCCGAGUGGACAAAAAUUGGUCUGUUGGUUUCUUCCUUUUUUUGAAAGGAGGGGAUGAGGAGGAGGUAGAGGAAUGGAUGACGUGGGACUGGGGUGCUGUGCAUUGAAGGUGGUUCUGUUUUUCGUUCUCCCACUUCGUGUUGCAUUAGAUCCAGCAGAACCCCAAACCUGUGUUAACACAGAGUCAGUCUCAAAUAUCUGGCACAAAUAGCUUUCCAGUAAACCAAGGAGGCAAUACCAGCCUGCCAUGUUUCCCCGUGUCAGAGUCCUGCUGUGCUGGCUUUGCUCCCUGCUAUUCAGCACCUUCUGUUGCAGCCCUGUGGUGCAGUCAGGCCCUGUGGACUCUGCUCCCUGCAGCACAACCUCCACAUGCAGACCUGUCCUUGUGCACCUCUACUGUACCACAUGUAUUGGUGAAGGACACGAAUAGCCACCUAUGUAUGCGUGAAUCUGCAUCUAGAGGUAACUGUUUGUGUCGCACACGCAAAUAGAAAAACAAGCAUUUAUGCAUGAAUGUUGGUGUUCUAAAAUGUGAGUGCGUUAGCUGGCUUCUGGGCCACCUCUCCCUGUCUGUAUCCAACCUCUGGAGGGAGUCACAGAGGUGAGAGCAGAGCUCUGGGGCUCUGCCACAGUGAAGGUGCGAAGCUGCAGUGUCUGCUUUUCCAUACUGCACAUUUUCAAACCAAAACUGAGUCCUUACCUCCAUUUGAAACCUGUAUUUUACAAAUGGCUGUGCUUUGCAGCACUGCAGUGUUACCUUUGUUUUCAGAGCAUCUCUAGCAGUCCUACACAUGGGUGCAGUGGUGUGCCUUGCUGUCCCCAUCUGCUGCUGGCAAAGGUGGUGUCACGCACAUGACAGCAACAUGCAGUUUCAUGAGGAGGAAGGACUUUGUUUAGACAAGAAGAGCUGGUGGAGUUUCCUUCACAGAAGCCAUGACCUUGUGGCAGUGGGCAUGGUGAGAUGUACAGCAGGAUAGUGCAGCACAGGUACAGACAGACAGACGCUGGAGGAGCAUGCAUGCAGAGUAAGAAGGGACCAUGUGCACAUGCAUGUGAGCUGCAACGUGGUGGUACCCACCUGAGCACAUGAGAGUAGUGUUCCUCACUAAUGUUGUGGUACACACCACAAAAAAGACCCACUAACAAAGUCCUGAGGGAACAGAGUGUUGUUUUUUGGGGGUUUUUUUUAUGCCAUUUAUUACAGAGGCUGAAUCUUGUCCAAAUUCUAUGAGUGAGUUAAUGCCAUGUUUAUUGUUCAUAAAUAUUAUUGCGCAGUUAAGCUUUCUGGACAUGCUAUGUGAUGGAUAAUGACAAUUAUUUAGGCUGAGUCAGAGCUUAGUUUUCAUUUGUGACAUUAAUUGCCUUUAUAUAUAAUUAAAUGCACCAUAAUACAGCCAUAUACAGAAUCUGUGCAUCCAUGAAAGUGCUAAUCAAACGUUUUUAUUAAUUUCUAAGAGCUCUCUGUAAAGGCUUUGAUACAGUUGAGUGUUUUCCAGUAAACAGUCUAUUGGAUAAGAUGCUUAGCAGAAUGUUUUGAUAAUUGCUCUUUGUGCUAGAUGUGCAAUUAAUACUAUUAAUGCCGCGUGAGGGUGGGGGGAGCGGCGCUGCCUCCCUGCUGCUCUGCAUGCUGGGAUCCCACAGCAGUGCUGCCAGCACAGCGAUGCUCCCAAGAGGCAGGUUUGGGUUUGGAGUGCUCUCAUGGAGGUGUGCGGGCCGUUAGGAAGGGACUGGGCAGCAGCAUCCCAGGCCAUUCCUCUGCUCUGUGUUUCACACCUGCAAGUGUAAGUUCCUGCAAGCAAUUUUAAACCCUUGACGUGGGUGUGAUGCGUGUGAAAAAACACUCGUGGCUUUUGGUCUGAAGAAUUGCAAGCAGUGCAGUGAGCACAGUUGGAUGUCAGUGAGCAGAUGGUGGCAGAAAAGGGUGGUAACCUGUGGACACUGCUGCCUGCACACGUCACGUCUCGUAGGCCCUGAGUACUGUAAAGCAAUAGAAUGAAAUAGAGAAAUAGCCAUUUUUUCACAGGGAUAUGAAGAAAGCACUU